GGCAGGAAGUGACUUCCAGCGCCUUUCCCACUUCCUGCGAUGCAAGGAUGCAUAUUGUUUGGAAGAUCCGUGGCCUUUUACAGACAAAAUAGGCUCUUUAAAAUAUUCCAAUUGAAACAAAAUUGUGGACAGUCGCGCGGAGCAAAAUGAAUUAUAUGCCGGGAACAGCUAGCCUCAUCGAAGAUAUCGAUAAGAAGCACCUCGUUCUACUGCGAGACGGCAGAACGUUGAUCGGAUUUCUGAGAAGCAUCGACCAGUUUGCAAAUCUGGUUUUACAUCAAACCGUGGAAAGAAUACACGUCGGCAAGAAAUAUGGCGACAUUCCGAGAGGAAUAUUCAUAGUCCGAGGAGAGAACGUAGUUCUUCUGGGAGAGAUCGACCUGGAGAAGGAGUGUGACACAGUCUUAAAGCAAGUGUCCAUCGAGGAGAUCCUGGAGGAACAGCGGGCACAGCAGCAAGCUAAGCUGGAGGCAGAGAAAGCCAAGCUGCAGGCACUGAAGGAGAGAGGACUCUCGGUUCCCAGAGCAGACGUAUUGGAUGAAUACUGAGACAAACAACGCACUUUUUUCUUUUAGUUUUUCUAAACAUAUUUAUGCUUAAGCUGACAUUCUGACAAACCUUCAGGUUGGUGUUGGGGAAACUAAAGACAAUGAUGGUUGAGAAUUUUGUUCUGAAAAUUGAAUCUUUAUUUUUUUUAUUUUUGUGUGGUCAGGUUGCAGUUAAAUUUGAAUGGGAAAUAUGUAUAAACCACAAUCCUAUUGGCACAUUUAGAUGUGUGAAGCCAUCUUGGGGCCUGAGGUCCUGAAAAAGAAGCACUUGUUUUUGCUGGUUUAGUUAUUUUCAUUGUUACUUGGUCAAAAAUAAUGAGCUUGAUUUAUAGUGAGAAUUUUAUUUUAACAGCUCUCUGAAGAUGGCCUGAUGGCUUGUUUUAGUUGCUGCUUAUAUCGAAAGAGAUAAAUACCAGGUAAAUUACUGGAAACAUUUUUGUUCUAUUAAAUAUUGGUUUUUAAAUUUUGUUAUUCAAA
Molecule: messenger RNA, 1025 nt
Organism: Anguilla rostrata (American eel)
Lineage: Eukaryota; Metazoa; Chordata; Actinopteri; Anguilliformes; Anguillidae
Product: U6 snRNA-associated Sm-like protein LSm1
Exons: 4
Coding region: 147-548 (133 amino acids)
Biological process (GO): deadenylation-dependent decapping of nuclear-transcribed mRNA
Cellular component (GO): Lsm1-7-Pat1 complex; P-body
Molecular function (GO): RNA cap binding
Source: RefSeq, a predicted model, not a curated record